AUGAUCAACAGCUCACCCGCCUUCUCCACCGCAUCUUCGUCGCCUCAACCACCUGCCUGGGCUCCCACAGACGCUGCUCACCACAUGCCCAUGCCCAACGCCCUCCUCGAUCAUCAGUUCUCUACCGAGCAUGUCAAUGCUUCUGCAUUUCAACCCAUGUUCCACUCGUCUUUUCCUGCUGUCUUUGCUGCUCCAUCCCCUGCGCUUACGCACCCGCCCAUGUACGUCGCUCAGGGGCUCAACAACUUCUGGAAACCCAGCCCCUCGGCCCAUCUCGUCAAGAUGGAGCCCGUCAACGACCUUUUCACACCCCAAGAAUUUGCUCCCUUCCCCGCCUCCCAGCCCAUGGUGGUCAGCAUGAGUCUGCCCAACUACGCCACUCAUGCUCCCGACAGGCGAUUCAACUUCUCCGAUGCAGAGUCCAUCGGCUCGGUCGCAUCCCCUAGCUCCACUUCCGAGGCAUCUUCCAGGCCCACCUCCGCGAACAGAGGUGCAAAGCGUAAAACCAUGGCUGAAACUUCGCUCGACCCGCUCUCGGCUUUUGGCACUCCCGAAACGGCUGAUACCGCCAAAACCACCAAAAAGACCUCUAGGCAAGCUGGCCAGCGACGCCCUCCACCUUCCGCUUCGCACAUCACCGAGUCUGGCAAGCCCUUCCCCGUCAUCGACACCUCGGCAAAGCACUCGAGCCUUUUCGUGCCUCCCGACACCUCGGGCCUCACCAAGCGCGAGGCGCGACUUGUAAAGAACCGCGCCGCCGCUUUCCUCUCCCGACAGCGCAAGCGCGAACAAUUUGAAGAGAUGGAGGUCAAAUGCAAGGGUAUCUCCAUGCUCGUCUGGCGCAUGUGGGAGGCCAUCGCUGGUCCCGACGCUGGCCUCGAGCACGUCGACUCGACUCCCCUCGCUGCCGUGCUCGCCAACGAAGAGCCCAUGGCGCGUCACUGCCUUGAAGAAGUUAUCUCCAAGAAAGGCGCUUCCAUCGCACCUACUGCCGACGAGGCCGAAAGCACUCCUGCCCCCGAGGUGCAGCCUCAGCUUGCUGCUCAAUCCAGUACCACUGCACCUGUGCCGACCCAAACCGCUUCUUCCGCUGAGCUCGAUCAGGCUCGAUCCGAUCUCGCCGCUUCUCUGCAGCGCGAGAACGAGCUGCUUGCUCAGCUCAAUGCGCUGCGUGCUAGCCUUGCCACCGCACACAACUCUGUUCCUGUGACAGGCUUCCAGGCGAUGGAUGUCAACGCCACCCACGCCAACCUUGCUGCUAGCAUGGGUGUCGCAUCGAUGCCGUUCAAGGCUGGGCAGGGCGCCGAGCUUCCCCUCUUUGUGCCAGAGUCGCCGCUCUCCAAGUUCACCGUGGGCGACGCGUCCAGCACGUUCAUGAAGCUUGAUGCUUCGAACACCGCUGGCUUCGACCUUUCCAAGACCCCGACGUUGGCCAUGUUCUCGGAGAACGCUCUUCGCAGUCAAUCGAUUCAGCCAGUUGGCAGCACCGUCAACGUGCCUGCGACAGGAAUGGGCCUUGGUCUUGACUACCGAUUUCCCUGUGCCUCCGCACCUUCUUCGCCCUCCACUGCCUCGACGUCGUCGUCGUCGAUCGAGAGCAGACAGUCGCGCGCCAACUCUCUGAUUGGCCACCAGACUGUUUCACCUGCCAAAGCGCCUAACACGCUGGCAUCGGUCCUGCUCCUGGCUGGCAUGUCGCUCAUGGGUGUUGGACCUUCCGCUCACGAACUCGAUGCUGCCGAGGCAUCUGUCAACGUCGCUGUGACUCCUGCUCGCAGCAGGCAGGCACGUACCGGUCGAAGGGCUUUGGGUCAGACCAAGUUACCUGAGCGUGCUGCAUCCACUCCUGCUGCUGGGCAACCCUCGUCGCACUUGAGCGACGAUGACCUUCUGAUGGAGAUCGGUCUCGACUCUGCCUCGCUCUCCGAGGCCGAUGAUGAUCAGGAUGUCGAUGCCACCAACCUUUCUAACGGGGUGAGCAUGCAGAGUGCAGCAGCGACGGCCGUGUCUUGCGCUUGA
Messenger RNA from Mycosarcoma maydis (corn smut), 2019 nucleotides. RefSeq lists its product as uncharacterized. The transcript has a single exon. Gene Ontology annotation, molecular function: DNA-binding transcription factor activity. Gene Ontology annotation, biological process: regulation of DNA-templated transcription. NCBI's taxonomy places the organism in Eukaryota, Fungi, Basidiomycota, Ustilaginomycetes, Ustilaginales. The record is from RefSeq and is a predicted model, not a curated record. The coding region runs from base 1 to 2019 and encodes 672 amino acids.